Molecule: messenger RNA, 1900 nt
Organism: Nothobranchius furzeri (turquoise killifish)
Lineage: Eukaryota; Metazoa; Chordata; Actinopteri; Cyprinodontiformes; Nothobranchiidae
Gene: ube2l3b
Product: ubiquitin-conjugating enzyme E2L 3b
Biological process (GO): protein polyubiquitination
Cellular component (GO): nucleus
Molecular function (GO): ubiquitin conjugating enzyme activity
Source: RefSeq, a predicted model, not a curated record
GCUAAGGUAAAUGUUUCUGUUCCAUUGCUGCUUUCAGUUUAUGCUAUUUUGUUGCUCCUGAAGACUUCACGAUGUCCAAGCAAACGUUCAUUUUAUGUCUAAGACACGUGACUCAACGUGACAGCGUAAGAGUGAACUUGAAGAAAUUCGUAGGUCUGGAAUGAAAAACUUCAGAAACAUUCAAGUUGAGGAGUCAAACUUAUUGUCAUGGCAAGGGCUUAUUGUUCCUGACAACCCUCCUUAUGACAAAGGUGCGUUCAGGAUUGAAAUUAUCUUCCCUACCGAGUACCCCUUCAAACCUCCCAAAAUCACAUUCAAGACAAAGAUCUACCACCCCAACAUUGAUGAGAAAGGCCAAGUGUGCUUGCCUGUGAUCAGUGCAGAAAACUGGAAGCCUGCUACCAAAACUGACCAAGUUCCUGUUCAUACAAAGGGCCAGGGUGGUAACCCUGAGGCAGCCCCCGCCGCACCCUCCGUGGACAGGAAGAGCGGUGUCGCCAGACCCCACCUGGUGUCCAGUCCGAGCAAUUCUGCAUGUAGAACUCUCCACCAGCAGCCAAUCCAGACCAUGGUCCACCAUCUUCCACCGGGCAGAACGCACCAGCAGGUGUCCAGCCUCCAAGCACUGCUGUGGGAUGACUCCACCAUCAUAUGAGUACACCAAACGGGAGUCCAACAUCCGUCACAUAGCCAUCUCCCAGUUAUUCAGUCCCUCAUCGCUCUGGUGAACGACCCUCAGCCAGAACACCCCCUGAGGGCAGACAUAGCAGAAGAAUACUCAAAGGACCGUAAAAAAUUCUUGAAGAAUGCCGAAGAGUUUACAAAGAAACACGGAGAAAAGCGACCAAUGGACUGAUCAUGUGACAAGACCAUAGCCCUUUCUGUUUUUUCCUUUCCCUUCCUGCUCUCCCAUGCCCAUAACUGACUCCCUCACUCUCCUCCCCUUUUCCUCCCUACGCCGUUUCUCUUUGCAGCCCUGGAGCUGCCCACCUGAAGGCAGGUUGUGACAGCCAAAGGUCCGCGCUCCAUCCUGGAUUCUGUGUGGAUCAGGCAGCCUCUGCUCCCUCCUUUUUCUCAGCUACAAAUCUUCAGGCCUUCUCUAACUUUUUACUCUUUCUUAAAGUGAAAAUGGAAAAAGACGCUGCAGAAAUAAAAUGCUCACUAUGGCUUAGGUGAAAACAUUCAAAGUGAUGUAUUUUCUUUUAGCUGUUUCUUUUAAACAGUUCUUUAUAAAUCUCAUGUAUGCAUUUUCUUUCUUUUCCCAUAAAACAGUCAUUUUGAAAAUGAAAUCAGUAUAGCAGGAGAAAACCUGUAGCUCAAAUGUUUAUCUCCACUCCUUUGUAGAAUUGCACUGCAAAUAAAAGCAUUUGUUUUCCACCAAUCACUCCAAAUAUAUCAGCUCCAAGUAGCGUCCAAUCCCCAGUUUUAUAAGAGGUUCUUGACAGACUUGUGUUAUGGAUGACUUUAAGAUUGAGCUGUUCUGUAUGAAAGACACUACUGUUUUUCCUAAUAAUUACUAUCUCCUGUUAAUGUUUAAUGAGGACUUGUAAUCAAAUUUGCUGACAAGAUGGUGUUUGAAUUGAUUUAAAUAUUUGAUGUGUAUCCUUUCUCCCACUGCUGGGCUCUACACUAUAAACUCCAUUCGUGUUGGAGUGUUGCUGCAGAUUAGCUACCCUUCUGAGAAGAUUAGAACCUGUUUGGUGGGUUUGAAGCUUGAGAGGAACAACUCAUCUUCAGUCCAGCUUCACUGCUGGAGACAGUCUUUCGAGCACAAACCAGUAAGGCAACUGGGAGGGUGCUGGUUCACUAGGGAGAAGUCCAGUCAUGACCAAUCUACUCUGUAACAACGAUCUAAUCUGGUUCCAGUUUUGUUUCAAAAUAAAUGUGGCUAACCAUUUUC